Messenger RNA from Pseudo-nitzschia multistriata, 985 nucleotides. The record is from the annotation of a GenBank genome assembly. Lineage: Eukaryota; Bacillariophyta; Bacillariophyceae; Bacillariales; Bacillariaceae.
GACCCCUGAAGCCUGGUUUGGUCUAAAAUAAAAUAAAAUAAAAUUCACGAGUUUGUGUUUUCAGUGCAAAAUGUACGUGUGAUUGAAUCAUGCCGAGAUCUUGAAGCACUUUUGCUUGAGGUUCAUACGGUAAUGGCUGAGUAUUUUGCGGAAGCUUUUGUUGCAAGUGUAGUAUGAAGUUUCUGAUCACCACUUUCCUCACAUUCGUUCUGGUUGCAGCAGCAGCUGCUGCUGCUGCUGCGGUGGACCCAGACCCCAUUUUUUCGGCCAUGAAAGACAACGACGCCGCCGCCAUUCGAACCGCGGUCGAGAAUGACCCCUCGCUGCUCGAGUUUACCGGCCGGGGCGGCCAAACCCCCCUGUUGAAAGCCGUGCUGAUGGGAAGCAAAGAGGCCGUUGUUGCUCUGCUGGAGCUCGGGGCCAAUAUGAUGUCCACCGAGGGCGAUGGCUACGGUGUUCUCCACGCGGCGGGGUUCCAGGGUCGACCGGAGAUCCUGGAAUUGCUGCUUGCGCGGUUCCUCGAGCWGAAAGAAUCCGGCGGAAAUUACUUGGACCCAGAAAGCGAUCUCCACGAGGACGGGUUUUAUCCCAUGCAUGUGAGUAGAGUUGAGCACAGUUUUUGUAGAAUCSAUGCAAUGCAAAGCGUGAACGAUUCUGUGAAAUGGAAUCCUCCACGCCAUUUUCCCAUCGAGUUCCUUUUUAUCUGACCCUUUUCGGUGUCAUCCAUUUUCCUUUUUCCACAGCGAGCGUGUUGGGGAAGGUCGCCGGAUCAUGCAAAAACUGUCGAAGUAUUUUUGAAACACGGGGUACCAGCCGAUCAGCUCAGUAAGGAUGGAAAGACGUGUGMGGAAAUGACCAAAAAUCCGUUAACAAAGCGACUCUUUGACGAUAGCUCUGAACUAUAGGUUCUCUUCUGGCUGGCUUGCUUGUCAGCACUGUACAAGAUACAUCAGGUUGUAGGCCUACCAAACCGCUUUAAUUUUAA